Molecule: messenger RNA, 15886 nt
Organism: Psylliodes chrysocephalus
Lineage: Eukaryota; Metazoa; Arthropoda; Insecta; Coleoptera; Chrysomelidae
Source: the annotation of a GenBank genome assembly
CAAAAAUCUAUUGCAACUAUUUGAAACCCGCGCGCGCGUUCUUUGUUAAUUGAAAAAUAACCGCUUAAAGACUUUUAAGGGUUCGUUUGUAUCAUGACCUUUGUGUGACCCCAACUUGAAGGGAUUGUGUGAGAUAGUGCGUGUUUUGAACUAGCUGACUAUAAAUAAUGGCAAUGCGAGCUCAUAAUCUUUUCCAUUCUGGCGUUGAGAUGGACUCGCAGCAACAGCAGUUUUGUCUAAAAUGGAACAGUUUUGGAUCAAAUUUAGCCACAUCUUUUAGUAAUUUAUUUAAAUCCGAAACGUUAGCAGAUGUAACUCUAUUCUGCGACGGCGUAACUUUUAAAGCUCACAAACUAAUCCUGGCAGCGUGUAGCAAACACCUGGCAGAUCUCUUCGAGACUGCUCCGCUUCACCAGAAUCUCCUCGUGAUUCUGGACAAUACAUCCUCGACUAAUAUGUCGGCGCUGUUGGAGUUCAUGUACAAAGGUGAAGUACAUGUUUCGCAGGAUUCGUUGUCGAGCUUUCUGAAAGCCGCUGAAUGUCUGCAGGUGAAAGGGUUGAGUAUCGAACAUGAAAAACUUGCUGUUGCGCAGAGUCAUAACAUUCCAGCCAUGGACACUGGAAAUGAAUCGCCAGGAAGACAUCCUAAGGUACCAAAAGAAGAAAUCGACACACCAGUAUCAAACACUACACACCAUCAAUCCAGCCCGUCCCCAAGUUAUUCUCCAACGAUGUCGCCAUACAUACAUCCCCACCAUUACCGACCAUACGAACAGAGAAUGAACACGACAGCGGCAUACGACAACGCCAUGAAACGGCCAUUACGCAGCCCAAGUGAAAUCAAGCAGGAAGCCGCCAACAGAGCUUCGGUGCUUCGAGAUGGAAGUAAGGCCGCAGGUAGACCCGGUUCGCCUGGUCAGAUGUUUGCUUAUAGGCCGUCGUCUUCUUUGUCAAAUUUACCAAGCCAACCAGGCGGCGAUAGUCCCCCUGAGAGCAGAUUUGACCCGGAUCCUGCUGCCGCUUUGAUAUGUCCAGAAAGCAAUACUGUAGAUAGGUUUCAGGAUCCGGGUUGUGCUGAAGAUUUACGAAAGAAGAUGGAACCGGCAAUACAACAAGACGAGUCACCUAGUAGUACAGGAGGAAAUGGAAAUGGAAACGGAAACGGUAUGAAAGGUAACAUGCUAAAUAACACCACAUCUGCAAAUGGCUCUAUCGGAUCUCAAACAAAUUACAACCAUGACAGGGAUAAAGGUCUUAUAUCGGCGGAUUUAUGGAGUACUGUCGCUGGAAAACUUAACUGCAAGGCUGGAACGGUAAACACCGCUGAUGGAAAGAAAUUAAAGUGCCCUUUUUGCGAAAGAUUAUAUGGCUACGAAACCAACUUGAGGGCACACAUACGGCAAAGGCAUCAGGGUAUCAGAGUGCCAUGCCCGUUCUGCUCGCGAACAUUUACGCGUAACAACACAGUUAGAAGGCAUAUUGCAAGAGAACACAAGGCCGAAUUAAGUUUGAAGGCUUAUCAACAAAACCAACAAAACCAACAACAGCAACAGCAGGUACUCAACCACAACCCUUAAGGUACUUUCCCUUCGGUAUGUGACUAUUACUUCAGAUCUGGUGUAAAUAUAUUUUGAGAAGGAAAGUCACAUCGGUUGUUGUUCAAUAAAAAAUAUAAUUGCUGCUAUAGAUGUCAUACAUAAGUACUUUCCGUAAAUUUAAGGGCAUUUCAGGGUAACAGUUGAGCUCGUACGGGGUGUGUGCUUCAUACAUUUUUUUGUAUACCUCGUAUUGGUCAAGGGAGUUUAAUCCGAAUUUUAAUUAGUAUAUUGUUAAUUAAAUUCUAAUAUUAGGGGAGUCAGUGACACUUUUAGGUGUGUUAAUUUCGCAAGGCACAAAUAUACAUUUUUCGUUUAUUCUUACCUUGUAGAAUCUUGAUAAUACUUUGUUGAAGUGUCUGCAGUAGUCGAGAGCUCGACGAAGACGUCUUAAAAAAGUCGUAGGAAAUGUCACAUAUUUAAUUAGAUAAUUAACUUGAUAGUUUAGCUCGGUGUCGCUCGCUCUGCUUUGGAUUUCACGACCCGGGUUCAAUCCCCGAUAAAAGUAAUAUUUUUUAUUCUUCAAUUUUGGAAAAAUUUAUUGAAAAAUAAGACUAUCGCUGUUUUUUAUAGGGUACAUAUAUUUUAUUUAUCGUAAUAAAACCCGUGCAGUUAGGUAAUGCGUUAAUAAUUUCCGCUAUAUAUUUUGUACUAUUCAGAACCGUUUUUUUUAAGUUUUGUAUUGAUCCCUUAAACCCGUUGAAAAUUCUUUAAAAUUCUAUAUGCAAAAAAGACAUUGCGAUAUUUUCUUAUAUUUUUUCUUCCUUCAUAUUUCUAGUUUUGAAAGAAUAAAAAUUAAUAAAAAAAAUUGCAAAUGUUUUUCCAUUUUUUAAAUAAUUGUACUAUUUUGAUAACGGUUCAGAAUAGUCCAAAAUAAAUAGCGUAAAAAUUAACAGAUUAUCUAACUGUAGCCAUUAUAUUAUGAUUAUUAAAAUGUAUUUAAAGUAAAUAAACAGCAACAGUAGCAUUUAUUCAUUUUUCAUACUUUUCCAAAAUAAAAAUAUAAAAAAGAUUGCUCCUAUUAAAAAUUGAACUAAGGUCCCGAAACAAAAGUUUAGUACUUUAACGAACUGAGGCGUAAAGGGGUAUGUCAAGUUAAUUGUCUAAUCAAAUAUGUGACAUUAGCAUUUCCUAUAACUGCCUUUUUAAGACACUUGUCAUCGAAUGCUCCACCGCUGGUGCGUCCGCAAUAAAAGUAUUUUCAUAUUCUACAAGGCAAGAAUGAAUAAAACAUUUUUAAUUUAGUCUUGCGCGAAUGAAAGUGUUGCUGGCUCCCCUACCAUAACAUGUAUAAUAAAAGUUAAAUUUUUUAUUUCUAAUUUUGAAUUUAAAUUAAAAAAUAACGACGGAUUUCACGUGGUGAAUUUUUCUAUCAUAUUUAUUUAUUGUUGCCUUUUCUCGAAAAAUUAUGCAAUACUGCUUGUCAAAUAGAUCAAGGUCAACAUUAAAUCGUCCUUUUUAGUACUGAUUAAUUUACAAAAGUUUAUUCCCAAAAAAAUAAAUAACUGAUUUGAUUUUCUUUUUAGAAUCUGGUUAUAUUGUUUAAAAUUUAACUUUAUCAUCUUUGAAACACAGGUCAAAAAUUAAAUUAAUUGUUAAUAAUAUUUUUUCUUUAAACUUUACUACUAAUUUGAUAACCUUCAAAUUUAAUAACGUUUUGACAACAAGGCAUUACUCUGACUUGUUACUAAUAUAUUUUGUUAAUAAAAAAACUCAAUAAUUAUAUUUUAAGAAACAUGAGAAAAGGCAAUUAUUAAAUAUUGAAAAAAUUGGAAAGUUUUGGUAUCUAGACCCAACGAAUUGAUUCAAUUUUACCAUCACUUAUCAAGACUAUUUAGGCAAUAAUUUAAUGAAUGUUUAUAAAUUAUAUCGGGUUAGAAUGAAACUAGGGCCACGUUAAUAUACCUCUUUUAUUUAUUAAGCGAUUUGGAUAGAAUUUGGGAAAAAAACCAUUUUGAAUUUGUACUGGUACUUAAAGAAAACGCCAAAUUUUUGGUUUUAUCCAAAAUACCAUUAAAUUUUAUUUUUUAAACCGAUUUUAAAAUUAUUUGUUUUUGUUAUAUCAAACUAUGAACUGGAAAAAGUGGUGCAUGGUGCGUAUUAUUAAAUUGAUAAUAAAAUUUUCCAUCUAAAGGCGAAAUGACCCUCAAUAGGUGAGAUUUUGGUCAAUAGCACAUUUUAGAAAUUAAUUUUUUAUAUGAAGCAAUUAUUUUUAACUUUUGUUUCGAGUUAUUCGAUGCUAUUAAAACAUUAUUUUUCAGUUCAUAUUCUUGUCUCAAAAAAAAAAAAAUUGUAAAGAAAAUUUGGCAACGCUGUCAUAAAAUUUGAACCGUAAAUUCCAAAAACAUAAAAUAUUAUUUAAAAAAUCAAACUUUACAAAUUUGCACCCAUGUGUAUCACAUCUGAUACAUAAUUUGACCAUCUUUAUGAACCAUAAAAGUAACUCUAAAUUUUCCUGAUGUGUACCAAUUAGUUUGGAUUUAAAUUUUAACAUCUUGCUAAUAAAUGGAGGUAUAGUUAGGUAAAAUCGUACCGUUAAGUACGUUAAAUGCAAUAAUAUCUAAAGUAAUUCAAGCUAAACUAAUCUGCGAUUUUUACACACUCAUGUACCUAUAUCACUUUAUGUACAGUGAUACACACGGUACGGAAGAGACCUUAACUGAACGUUUCACUGGUGACUCAUAUAAAACUGCAGAUCAGAAUCUUGAAAUUUUGGCAAUUCUGGGAAAACCGGAAGUCGUCCAUUUUGUUGAAGUAUAAAUGUCCAUUCGAAAUGAUGCCUUCCAAAUUUCAUAAAUGAAAGAGAUAUUAUUGUGGUCCUGAUCUCAUUGUCACCCGGUAUAGCAACGUUUCAUCUACCUUUUAAAGGAUAAGAUCAAAAUUAAAUUCUGUCGAUCUACUGUUAUUCUGAAAGUCCUGAGCUUAUGGAUGAAGCUGCAUAUUGUGUCAUUAUUAAUCUAAGAAAGUAAAAAAUAUUAAAGAAACGGUAAAACAACCGAAUUUCAUUGUUACCUUCGUACACAGCAAACCACGUGCAACGCUAAUUUUAAAAAUGUGUUCAAGUUGUUAUUUUCCUUCUUUCAAUGUAAAUAUGUUGCCGUUUCAAGAUUUUUUUAUUUUGUUAUUUUUUAUUGUAAUGUUUUUUUUUGUUGUACUUAUAUAUCGUUUAGAAAUGGUUAUGUUUCUAAGUUACUAAGUGAAUCAAACAACUAUACGGAGAAAUUAUUUAUUACAAAAAAAAUUGUUGGUUCAUUUGGUAACUGAAGUUUAGUAUAUUAUAUUAAGUGAAAAUUUUUGCAGUAACUGCAAAAAAACAGCCCGUGGUGGCUAAAAACUACCUACCUCAUUUGUAACUCUGCCUCAGGAUUUUUAACUUUAGUAUUUGCUAGUCAUUAGUGCAAAACAAUAAAAAUAGGUUUAAGUUUUCUUUAUAUAGAUUCAGGUGAAAGGAAAACCUAUACGAAUAUCAAUAUUAAUUUCGAGUUUUCAUUUUUGAUUGUAUCUGGCUUUAACAGCUGACAAAUUUAGCUCAGGAUUUAAUCCAAUUUAAUAUUUCUCUUAAUAAUAUUGCACAUAGGAUAGAUAUAAUGGUCAAAUCCUUAAAACUACCUCAGUUUUUAUAGAAACAUAUCUUAAAACGUUUUAAACGUUUAUAAUCAGUCUAGUCGAUUUUAAAAAUCUAUUAAAUAUUAAAUGACACAAAUCUGAAUAACUUCAAAAUAUCCUUACCGAGAUAAUUCCAAUAGUCAAAGAUUUUGAUCACUUUUAGCUUUUCUAGCAAAAAUGUCACAUGGGGUGAUGUCGGGUGAAUAGCGAGAUCAAAAACUGCUAAAGGCUUGCGCCCAUUUUCUUCAUUGUAGGCGCCAGAAGUUUUACCGCUGUAGCACAGUUUUUGUUCAUACAGGAAAAAAAUUAAACUUCAAGAUAAUUCCAAAGAAUACCUAUCCAAGAAGCGAAUCUCAAUGUGUAAUCCUAUGUAUCAUAAUUUCAGUAAUAUUGUCGUUAAUGUUCUACUAAUUAUACAAUGGGAAAUAUAUGAAAACAAAGCAAUUUAAGUCAUUUGGUUCAUAAGUAUUAAACAUCUACUAAAGUUAUAAUGACACAAAAAAGAAAAUUUGAAACAAACACCAAUAUUUUUCUCAUGAGAAUAGAUAUCCUACAAUUAAAGUCGUCAGUGAAAUGUCAGGAAUAUGUGUAAUGGAAUACUGUCAUCUGUCACGGAUCCAAAAUUUUUAUACAUUUACGGAGGUUACGUGACAGCAGAAAUUCUUCUAAUAGAAGACAAUUUUGAUAUUAAAUUUUACAUUUUACGAACAUUAUUAAUUUUUUGGUACAUUUCCACAAUUCCUUUGAGAUAUAUUACACUAUUAUCAUCUGUCACACUUUUAUUUUUGUAUUAUGAGACUAAUGAUGGAUCGUACUUUCAGCUUUAAAUUCUAAAUGAACUAUUUUAUAUGAAAGUUUUCUUUAUUCAUUUGAAUAAUAUUUUUUAAUCAUAUUAUUAAAAUUUUUAAAUUGCAGAGUAUUUUGACCUCACGAUACAUGAGCGCUAUCUGAUGAAUAUAAAAAUAUUACGCCAUUAUCCACAGUUGGUUUUAUAACGUUAAUAAACUGUUAUAUUAUAUUAAUUUUUUACAAAAUUUAGCUACCUCAUCUACUAUAUAAGCUGGAAAAGUUUCACGAAUACAUUCGUCUACGUUUUUGUUGUGUGUCGCAUAAUGGCUACAUGAAAAUAAUAAAUAAAAAUCAACCUAGUACCUUACACAGUCACCGCCACUGAUCUGUAUUAAAAAAGGCACGCCACGCAUGUUCUGUUGCAUUUUAUUGCUUGUUGCUGUGGUGUCACAAAAAAAUGCCUCAUGUCAAUUCUGAAGUUGUCACUUGUCAUGCUAUCUGACAAUUGUCAUGGUCAUAAAUGAUGGCAUGUUGUUAAUGUUUAUAAUUAAAAUAUUUCAAUAAAUUUACUGUUAUUUUAAUCAUCGGAUCAUAACGUCUAUAAUAAAACUUUAUAGUUAAAAAAUGAAAUAGAGAAUAACAGUCUAAGAUAUUUGGCAACGCACUAUAAGUUGAACUAUACAAGCUAUCUCAGAUGUCAGAUAUGAAUGAUUUUAUUUAAAAAGAUUUAAAUACGCUAUCUAAAAUUUAAGUAAUGCAACUUAUCUAUUUUAAGUAUGAUAUACUAUGGUAUUAAGUAACAAUUAUGUAUUUUAAACAUUUUAUUUGCAUAAUUUCAAUAUAUGGCAACUCUGUUACACAUUACUGACAUUUUCUAGUGCCUUUUAAUGACGAAUUUCAGUAUUAAACUAAUUUCUACUUAAAUAACACUACCUACUUAAUUAAUUACUUAAAUAUUCACACAAAAAAAACAAUAAUAUACCAAUCGCAGCUUUAAAUAAAGCGACCUAUAUUUGAUGUGAAAACACUAAUAAUUAAGACAGUUUCAGUCACAGGCAUAGAAAUGUUGUCCAUGAAUCGCUUCUUGGUAGUUAGUCUUUGAUAAUUCCAUCAGCUACAGCUACCCUAAUGCAGAUGUGUUCCUAGAACAUACACCUACCAUUACAAAAUAUAAUGUUUGUAAAAUCUAUAUUAUUCCAAGAAAAUAUCUUAUGUGCAAUAUUAUUUUUAAGCUCAAAUGAAGUUUAUAUUAUAAUUCUAUUAUAUUUAAAUAAUUCAGCAUAUAAUGUUGAAUGGCAAUCAUUUGAACCCUGAUUAUUUUUAUUUGUAAAAUUACCUAAUUAGUACCUACAGUACCAUGCCAUCAACAAUCAAUAUACAAAUCAGGUUAACCAAAUAAUGCGCGCUUUAUAUCUGAGAAUUUCUUCAUGAAGAAUUUUAUAGAUAUGAAGCAGAAAAUUACAUCAAUAUAUGUCAUAUUUUUCAUUCAUUUCAGAAACCUAACAAAUAACCAAUCUAAGUACUAAAUAGAUAUUAUAUGUUGAAUAAUUUUGUUUUACUUUCAACAUUUAACCUCACUUAUUUAAAAAACUUGAAGUUGGUACACUUGUUAAACUGACAUAGACACAAAACUUCAUGAUUUUAUUCAAAAAAUUAAAACCUCUUUCAUCAUGAAGAAAUUGGCAGAUGUAAAGCGCGCUUAAGUUAUUAAUUUUAAGUACAUACUAGUCAAUAAUACCGAAAUAGUUAAAUUCAUAAAAAUAUGAACUACCUCAAAUGCAGUAUUUUAUACUACAUGAUGAUUACGGGUCUUUAUACAUAUGAUAUACAGUUAAUUAAUCUACCUCAUAUUAAACAUGACACUAAUUUAUUUUUUAUAGUUAUAGAUUUCAUUCAAUUUGUUGAAUAUAUUAUACGUUACAUAAUAAGUAAUAAUACAGAAAGUACAAAACUCAGGUAUAUAUAGCCAUAUAAUGCAAUAUUUUUUAUAAAUAUACUACAAACACGUUGUUCAAUGUUUCCCUCAGAAAUUUCUGCAAGUUAAAUGAAACAAACUAUUCUAAUAUUCGUUCAUAUUUUCAUUAUUAUUUACAAAAUCAAUAUCUAAAUAUUUAUUAUGACAGCUUAAUAUUAUUUGAUUCUUAAACAUAUAAAUUUGAAGGUUAGAGUAGUUUAAUUUCUUUACUUUAUAACUGCCAGUAUACAAUAUGGAAAUGUUUGAAUUAGGCAACACCGUAUCAAAUCUGACAAUCUUCUUAGAAGGAACGAGCGUUGCUGUCAUAUUUCCGCUUGGCAAUGGUAAGCUGUGCCUGACGUCAAGCAUUUCCUUACUGUAUAAGGAUGAAUACAGUUAUUUCAAUAACCAUUUAUUUUCUUUUCUUUUUGAUUUUGAAUUUAUCUAUUUGUUUUUAUAAUUGUUAAGUUUUCCAGAGAAAUAUGUUCAAUUUUUUUUAUAUGGUUGUUCACUUUUUGUCAUUAAAUAUAUGACACAUAACGAAGAAAAACGACUAGUUUUUAAAUUUUAGCUUUAAAUAAAAAAUAGAUGCCUAGUUAACUUUGAAUCAAGAUUUUAUUUGAGGUUUUGGGUUUUAUUGUAUUAGAAAGCCAAUCUUCAUACUGUGCUUCACACAGAACAAGGAAUAACUUUUAUUAACUGUCACACAACAAUGUACAGUAUACCAAUUUAAAAUAACAAUCAGUAAGGUAUUUUAUAGCGGUUCGAACAAUUUUAAAUCGUAUUCCUUCUUCGUUGUAUAUUCUAUAUGUGAUGCCACUAAGUGAACACCACUAAACGGGUAUAUUUAUGGUAGUGGGAAUUUUCUACCAAUUUACAAAACUCAAUGUUUUAGUUUUUAGGUGUGUACGUGUGAGAAAAAUUGAUCUUGCAAUUCAUUUGAGACUUUAAAUGUAAUUAUAUUUAGUAAGAAAUUAUAUUUAUUUAAAUGGGUGAUAAUAUUUCUUUUUUGGAUUGCAAGAUCGAUACCUACGAAUAAUUUUUAGAAAUACACUUGAAACGAGUAAUUUAAGUAUACAAAUAUGUAUAUUCUGAGGCAUCAGGGUUCGAUGUUUUGAAAAAACUUUAGGUUAAAAAAAGUUAUUCUUUCUAAUGCUUUUAGGUUAAGUUUCAGUAAACAUGAGUACUUUAAAACACAUUCGUUUUGUUUGUGUUUUUUUUUAAAUACAAAUAUUUUUGACGGGUAUUUAAAGGUUAUCACAAUUUGUUAAAAAUUAAAAGGUGAAGACAAGGGCUCAACGAUUGGAAUGUGGACACUGGCAAAAGAUAAAAGUAGGGAAUAUUAAUUUUAGGUUUCUCGAAAAUAUUUGUAUCAAUUAUAAAUUAUUGUUAAAGAGUGUUUUUGUCUUGGCAUCGCAUUUUGGUAGGUAAUAUUCAUUUAUAAAAUAUUAAUCUGGUAAUUCCUUGAUCCCUAUAACUGAAAUUAAUAAAACAUAUAAAUGGCGUGACAUAUAGGAUGAAUUUGUGUAUAAUGCCGGUUAAAUGGGAAAAACGUUUCAUAUUUUGAUUGGUAAUAUAUUAGUCUAUUAAAGUUUUAGAUGUUUCGACUAGUUUCGGAGGUAUUAGAUAAAAUACGAAAAGGCUCAUUUUUGUUUUUUAAGUUUAGUUGCUAAAGAUAAAGAAAUAUUUGAAAUCAUUAUUAUAAAUAAAAGUGAAAUAUCAUUCCUACCUUCAAACUUGUAAAACCUGCUAAGUUUAUUUUUACAAUUAACUCUUUGCAAUCAUGAAGGAGGCAUCUCUGUAGCAAAGCAGGAACAACACCGUUUUUUUUUCUCCUGGGCUCAUCUGACUGUCUCCGAAUAACACUGAAGCCUAUUGGCUUAUUGUGUUUUACCCUAUGUUACUUCAUAGCACCCACUCUGUCACCUUUAUACCUCUUACAAGUUUAUACAGAUCCUUAGGUGAGUGGGUUCUAUACGUUGUUGGAUUAACCUGGGGUUGCGAUCUAGAGCUCCGCAUUCGCACAGUAUGUCUUUGGCCGUUUCUGGUUUCUUGUGACAUAGUCGGCACAUAAGUUCCCCAUUGUACAUGCCAAUUUUGUUCAAGUGUCCCUUUACUGGGGCGUGCCCAUUCAUGAACCCUGUUGGGUCCUAUUCAUAAAGAGUAGUUCUCCAGUUCUUUUGGGACAUGGUCUGGCUAUGAAGGCUUUUCCAUGUGCCUGUUUUGGGGUGCUUCCCCAAUAGUUAAUAUGUUGUUCCCGAAUCCAAUCGUUUAUGAAACCUCGGACUGUACUUUUUGGUACUCCUGGGUUUGUGUCUGGUUCCGGUGUUUCUUCUGACCCUCGUUUUGCAAGUUUGUCAGCCUUUUCGUUGCCUUCGAUCCCUUGGUGACCUGGCACCCAAAAUAGUUUUAUUCUAUUUCUGUCUGCCAGUGUUCUUAGUUCUUCGAUGCAACACCGUCACAUUAUGUGGUAGAUAAAUCCUCUAAGAAAGAUAAUCAUAUAGAGACACCAUCUCAUAUUGGUAAAAUAAAAAAAGCAUUACCAACGAAGAUGAAAUUUUGAAAAGUUGGAACAACACCAUUAUGCGGUAGAGAAGCCCUCUAAUAAAGAUAAUCAUAUAGAGGCAGAGUCAGAGUUAGCUCAGGGUGGGCCAAAAGUAAUGGCCCACAGCGGAAGGGCAGUGUUUGUUUCUAAAUAUUAUCUGAUUUAAUUUUAUUUAAUAAAAUACUAAAAAUUGCAAAAUUUAAAAUAUUUUGUUGACCAUUUGGGCAAUAAUUUCAUAUUCUCUUUAUUUUUGGAAAAUUUGACAGUGUUAUUCUCAGCAAACAUUUUGUGUAAGUUAAUAAAAGGCCCAAUAAUUGUUCCUCUUCAAUUGUAAUGAUGGCCAUUUAACUUUUAUAAUUAAAAGGCUGACAUAUAGGUCACUAUGGCCGACAGUCGGGCCAAAGUCACUUAGCCAUUAAAUACGGAAUGGCAGACUUCCAAGGUCGCGCGUACACAGGGUCGGAUUAGGCAUUUCAUGACAAUAUUAUAAACACGGUGUAAAAUCGUAAUUUCCUCUCACUAACAAUGAAUAUGGUACAUAUUUAACAGUUCUAUCAUAGUUCUAUUUUCUUAUGAAGAGUAUAACCCACUUUUUACUUCUUUUUCAACAUAAUGCAUACUUUUUAAUCAGACUAUUAAAAUUGCAAAGUGUUUUGGCAGUCGUUUCAAUUGACCUCAUAUUACAGGAGCGCCAUCUGAUGAUUAUAAAAAUAUUACCCCACAUUAGACAAAAAAUGAGAAAUUAUUACCAAAAAAAUUGUUUCAACCUUGUCAAUUUGCAUUUUUUUGUUUUAUUAUUUAAUAUUUCAUGGAGGCAAGUUGAGCCAGAUCGUGUCUGAAACUUCUCUUAAUUUCCCUUGCAAUUUUCAUCUACUAUAACCCAAAAUAUAUUCGCGCGUAGUAUCGGUUUUAUUAUUACAAAAAACUAUAAAGCUGAUGAUUUUCAUGGACAAAACGUAGAGAAAGUACUUGAAAAUCUAACUUGAAGGUGGUCCUUAAACUACGAAACGUUGUUAUGAAAAUUUUGGUAUGGCAGGGUAUAGGAAACUUCAUUUAUAACAAAAAGUUAUGAGGUUUUUCGAAUUUUGUCGAAUAUCUCCGAAAGUAGCCGAAAAUCUAGAACCUUUAUAGACCAUUGAAUUACCAAUCAAAUUAUGAAACUUUUCCUCAUUAAAGCGAUAUUUUAUAUCUAGCGGUCUACGAUUUAUAUGUAUAUGUAUAUAUGUCAUACUUAUAUAUUUAAAAGGAACACAGAACUUUUUUUUCUUUAAAAUCUUUUUCUAGCCAUGGUAUCAUCCAAAAAGUUUCUUUGGAUUUUAAACUUAGAAAAUAUUUUACUUUCGAUACUUCUUUUGUAGUCUACAGUUUACAUACAUAUUUCUAAAAAUACAACUCAAAAACUAUCAAUUUUUUAAUAGAGAAAUUAGAUUUCACAGGAAAAUUUAUUAUUUGUUGAAAUAUGGAUCGUGUAAAAUUCAUAUACCUAAUUUAAAAACACUACUUUUUUAAAUACUAGAUGUACUACCUUACUUUUUUUAAAUAAAUUAGUAAACAUUUAUAUUUUAAAUGUUCGAAAGAAAUCAAUUCAAAAAAACAUUGGAUUGAUAAAAAAAAACUCCUUUCUAGAGAUGUUUAAACAUGCUACUAUAAAAUCACUGUAGAAUUUUUUUUCAUUUUAUGGUCUAGAUGCCAAGACUGAAACAUUCAAUAUAUAAUAUUUUUAGUUAUUGCACUCUAGGAUACGAAAUUAGAUUAAAACGUUUCAAAACUAUAUUUGACUACUAUAAGGUCAGUGUAUUGGUUGUUUCAGUGUGAAGUUUUGUGUAAACCCAUUGUUAGAAUGCACUUUUCGAUAGUGUGUUUCGAAUCAUCAUCAUCAUCGUUAUAUAUCCUGCCAGUUACAUGUCUCGAUUUUCGUGUGUUCCCAACACUUUCGAUUGUCCCCUUAUUAAUGUGACGUAUUUGCAAUGCAAUGUUAAGUUAAGAUAGUGUGCGUUGGACGAACAGAUGUUUUUAAACCUGGAUGUGUCAAUUUAGAUUUUAAGUCAAACCUCGAACGCUAAAGUUGACGAUGAUUUUUAUUUUAAUUGAUAACUCUACUUUAAAUUUAUAUAUUUUUAUAUAAAAUAACUAGAAAAUGUUUUUAGACUACUUGCAGUGAAAAAUAUUAAUUUCUUCCUGGAUAAACUAAAUGAACACAAAAAUCUGACAGUGUUAUACACUUUUGAAUCAAAUGGUACCUCUAGUCAAACCAAAUAAUAUUUUACUCAUAUAAGCAACCAUAUAUUAAUGCUAUUCAACAUUAGUUACACCUAAUAAACAAUCAACUGCCGGGAAACUGAUGGCCCAUUGCCGCAAUUGGUGGUUAAAUGACUAUGUUGGCUAAAUGUUGAAAGGCUAUUAUAUUUUCAUGGUUUAAUCAUUAAUUGAUGUUGGAUUUGCGUUGGCGGACAAUCACUUGUCCACCUCACAUGUUUAUGAUUUAACAUUUAAACUGAAAGUUGAUAAACAUGUCAAAAACCCGUUUUUAGUUGAAUUUUAAGUUUGUAGUAAGUAAAAUGAAGAUCUUAUUUCAGUAAAACUGUUAUAAUUGCCAAUGUUUCAAUGAUUUAUUUAAUUAUAAUUAUAAUUAUAAUUAUAAUUGAAUUGAUCAGUAAUUCAAACAUCGUUUUCCUCAAACUAGACUUUUAUUUCAUAAAAACCUGCUGAAAUAAUAAAAAUAGGUAAUGUUGGGCCUGCAGUCAGCCAUCGAGGGCCCUUUAACUUUAUGACUCUGGGAUAUUGAAAGCCCUGGAACUGUGGCCCGAUUAUAGGCCUUAGUGACCUACAUGUAUGUAUGCCUGCCCUUUGAAGGCCAUAAUUAUAAGUGGAGGCAGACGGUUAUUGGACCAUUGUUUUCCCAGAUCAAAAUGUUUGUUAUUUAGCGUUCGAGGUUUAACUUAAACUCUACUUAUUGCAUGUAUAUGCAAUAAUUAUGAAGAACCACUAGAUGACAAAUGUCAUAGUAUUUAGAAUUAUCAUUUAUUCAAUUACUUUCAAUAUUUGAUUAUAGAUAUAAAAUAAAAAUAUAAAAUUUGAUUAUUUUAAACCAAUUAUGUCGGUUUUUUUAAUGGGAAUAUGAAAUAUACUAGAAAGUAGUGAUGGAAUUUUUGGACUAGUCUGGAAAAGUAGAAAAAAGUCACAAUGAAAAGUUAUCGACUUUAGGCAUAGAAGUUUAAAUGUUUGUACAUACUGUAUGUUUUUUCAAAAACUUUGGGAACAAUUUUUAUAUUUAUAUACUUCCAACCUUUGGAUUUUUUGGUCAAUCUUUCACAUUUUUAUUUUAAUAAGUUAAGUUAUGACUCAAAAAUUAAAACAUAUAAAAGUCAGUAGUUAUUUCUCGUUUCUUCUUUUUUAAACUAUAUUUCAUCUUUGUUUGUAAGAAAUUCAAACAAAUAAGUUAAUUUAAUUUCGUCCAUGCGAAAAGUGUGUUUGGACUAGUGAAAUUUUCAGACUAGGACUUGUCUAUAGACUUUCCCAAGCGACCCAUCACUACUUGAAAAUGUAUUCAUAAUAAUAAAAAGACCUACUUUUUAAUAGUAGACAUAAAUAGUGCAAAUGAAAUAAUCUUUUUUGAAUUCCAGUUACAUUUCACAAAGAUUUAAUUAAGUAGUCUGAUGAUUUUAAAAUGAUAAUUCUGGUUCUAUGUCAAAUAAUAAUUGUAAAAAAACUUUCAAGCCAUACUAAAAUAUAGAAUUCGAUUUACCGAGAUUAUUUUUUAUACUAAGUAAACAUAAUUUUUUUCGAGCAGCAGAAUUUUGAAUUUAUGUAGACAAAAUUGGGUUAGUCAAAAAUUGGAUACACCUUAGGUGAAAUUUUAUUAAAAAUUUUAAAUAAAAUUAUUAACCCAUCUAGUGUGGACAGUUGAAGCGUUAUAAAGAAGAAGGCUUUCGUAUCUACAUUAGUUUUUCUAGGCUAUUGGAGGAUUUUAAUUCGUAAUUGUGUAGAAAAAAACUAUUUCUCCCUUAAGGCUAGAAAGAUUAAUUGUAACCUAGGUAAUCUUGGAUUUAAUAUUAUCAUAUUCUUACACUUUCAUUUAACGGUAUAAAUAAUAUUGACAUACAAAAUUUUAUCAUCGCUCUGUUGGUAAAGCAAAUUUAAGGAACCAAUGGUAAAAAAAAUGUUUGUGGCUGUGGCUCAAGAAUUUAGAAUUUCAUUCGUAGUUCUAGAAAGUUUAUAUUGUAUAUGAAUCUUUUUUAAUACCCCCAUUAAAAUUUUAAUUUUUGGAAUUCUCUUAUUAAACAUACAGUGCGGUCCAUAUGUACAAAAUAAUUUAAUUAUAAGCUUUAUUAUUAACGUUCAGGAAGAGACUUGCGCGUGCGUUUGAGACUGAAUGGCAUUAAACUAAGUCCUUUAGUCACAAAAUGAGGAUUAUCUGUACGAAACUUUAAUAAAACUUUGUAUAGGAAAAUAAUUUAAGCAGUGCUGCAAGACCCCCUUUAUAAAUUAACAUUUUCGAGGGGGUAAAAGAGUAAUAUCGACCUAUUUCAGUUUUUUUCCCGAAAAUGAAAAAUAACGCUUAAAAUGAAUUUAUUCCAUACAUAUGGAACGCAUUGUAAAUAGUGUUAAGAAAUUUUCUUUUAUCUAAAGUACUAGGUAAAGAUUGUAAAAAUUAGGUAGAUGCUUUACCAACAAUACAUCUGUACAUAGGGCAUUCGAAUAAUGUUCAUUAAACAUUUUGGAGUUAAUUGUUGCCUGUUAAAUUCGUGUAUUAUCACUAACUGUUAUAAAACUCAGUACAAAUACAAAAUCUACCUCAUGAAUGUUAACGUCAAGCAAUGUGCUUUAACAUUAACUAGUACAAAGUAUUUAACAUAGUUUUUGUAUCUUGUAUAAUAAAUAUACUAGCUUUAUAUAGGUGUGUAUAUUAAAAACUCAGGUAUUUCAAGUACAAAAAGGUAUUUCUAUUUAAAAAAUCAGGGAAUCUCUUUUCAUAUACUUACUGGUUGUUACUAUAUUUAUAUUAAAACAUUCUGGGUGAAUAUUUAAAAGCCAAUAAACUGUAAUUUUGUAACUGUUUAAAUGUAUAAAGUAGGCAAACACAAAAAUUAUUCUUCAGGGAAAAAAAUAGUAUAUUUUUGUCUUUGUCUCGAUAAUAUGACUGUGACACUAUCUAUGUAACAUUUUUGCAAACUUACGUGUUUUUAGAUUUUUAACGUUACUGUCACCCUGUUGAAAAUGAGUAUUAAAAUGAAAUUAAUUCACGAUAUAAUGUAAUGUACAGUACACCACCACCUUUAUUCCACUCCUGUAUCGGGAGUAUAAACAACUUAUGUAUAUAAAGUAAUAUAAAUGCAAGUAAUUACAUGUAUUCAUGUUUCUGUUUUACUUAUUAAUUUUAAUAAACAAUUUGUCGUU